AGUAACCCAAAUACUGCCACAAACACAUCAGAGUUUAGGACCCAGAGCCUUGUUUUAGGCUUACGGGGUGUGACAGCUGACUCAAAAUCAAUGAAGUGUGAUUUACAGAGCGUCAUAAUGAGGCAAGAUAAGGCUCUGAAAUGUGCUGUCUUGCCUUGCAGACUCAAUUGUCCGCCUUGAUUUCUAGCCAGAUUGUUCUAGUCCCCUACUAAGAUGAGCCGGAUUUGCUUAUGAAAAGGAAAGAUCAGAUUUAAAGGAAAAGCCACGGUGGUGCCCAUGCUUUGCCUAACGCUCUUUGUGCUGUGUCUGACCCAUUCAGAUGUAGCUGCCUUCAGUUCAGGCGCUGAGAAUGAGGAUGCGCUCCUCAAGCACUUAUUUCAAGGCUAUCAGAAAUGGGUCCGUCCCGUGGGGAACUCCAAUGACACCAUCAAAGUCCUUUUUGGAUUAAAGAUAUCACAGCUUGUGGAUGUGGAUGAGAAGAAUCAGCUGAUGACAACCAAUGUGUGGCUGAAGCAGGAAUGGAUCGACCACAAGCUCUCCUGGAAUCCAGAGGAAUAUGGAGGGAUCACCUCCAUCCGCGUCCCUUCUGAGUCCCUGUGGCUUCCUGACAUUGUUUUGUUUGAAAAUGCUGAUGGACGUUUUGAAGGAUCCCUGAUGACCAAAGCCAUAGUGAAGUACAAUGGAUUGGUGAUCUGGACACCACCAGCCAGUUACAAGAGCUCCUGCACAAUGGAUGUGACCUUCUUCCCCUUCGACAGGCAGAACUGCUCUAUGAAGUUUGGGUCGUGGACAUAUGAUGGCAGCAUGGUGGACUUGAUUUUAGUGGAUGAAAAUGUAGACAGGAAAGACUUCUUUGAUAAUGGGGAGUGGGAGAUCUUAAAUGCCAAAGGUAUGAAAGGCAACAGGAAGGAUGGGCUGUACUCUUAUCCAUUUGUCACUUACUCCUUUGUGCUGAGACGCCUUCCGCUGUUUUACACUCUUUUUUUAAUAAUCCCUUGCCUGGGAUUGUCUUUUCUAACUGUCCUGGUGUUUUACCUGCCUUCAGAUGAAGGAGAAAAGCUUUCAUUAUCUACAUCAGUUCUUGUCUCCCUCACUGUUUUCCUUUUAGUGAUUGAGGAAAUAAUCCCUUCUUCUUCCAAAGUCAUCCCUCUGAUCGGUGAGUACCUGCUGUUCAUCAUGAUUUUUGUGACCCUAUCCAUCAUUGUGACUGUGUUUGUUAUCAAUGUCCACCACCGGUCCUCAGCAACUUACCAUCCCAUGGCUCCCUGGGUUAAAAGACUCUUCCUCCAGAAGCUGCCCCGGCUGCUCUGCAUGAAGGACCAUUUAGAUCGUUAUUCCUUCUCAGAGACUGAAGAAAAAGAAACCACCUUGAAAUCAAAGCUCCCGGGGAAGCAGAAACACAAGCAAGCAAAAGACGGAGAGAAAAUUGUUAUUGCCUUUCUGGAAAAGGCAGCUGACUCCAUCCGAUACAUUUCCAGGCACGUUAAAAAGGAGCAUUUCAUCAGACAGGUUGUCCAAGACUGGAAAUUCGUAGCUCAAGUCCUGGAUCAGAUUUUCCUGUGGUUAUUUCUGGUAGUGUCAGUGAUGGGUUCAGUUCUCAUCUUUACCCCUGCGUUACAGAUGUGGCUGAACCGCACUUUGUAGAAAAUGCUCACACAGCAGCGUAUAACAACCACA
Messenger RNA from Pezoporus flaviventris, 1677 nucleotides. RefSeq names its product cholinergic receptor nicotinic beta 3 subunit (gene CHRNB3). Gene Ontology annotation, biological process: regulation of membrane potential; chemical synaptic transmission; nervous system process. Lineage: Eukaryota; Metazoa; Chordata; Aves; Psittaciformes; Psittacidae. The transcript has 6 exons. The record is from RefSeq and is a predicted model, not a curated record. Gene Ontology annotation, cellular component: neuron projection; synapse; postsynaptic membrane. Gene Ontology annotation, molecular function: acetylcholine-gated monoatomic cation-selective channel activity; transmembrane signaling receptor activity. The coding region runs from base 277 to 1644 and encodes 455 amino acids.